AUGGACGCCCAACAAACAACACCGUUUUACCGUCUCUGGCAGACAGACAACCAGCACAUCCGCGACCGCAUCCUAGGCCUUCUCCCACGCGAGGAUGUUGCCGCCCUGCGCCUCGCCUCCUCUGCAUGCUGCAACGUCACGACCAAGCGCCUCUUCAAGCGCAUCCAUGUCACCUUUACCCCCAACACCUUUACCAAACAGUCCCGCGUCCAUGCUCUCGCCCGCAUCGGCCACCACGUGGAGCAUCUGACGUUCCACUUUGCUCACUCACCCGCCACCUUCCUGCCGCCCCUCAUCCAUCCUCUGACCGGCGCCGAGAUCUCCUUUCUCUACACGCCGCACACCUCUAUGGCCUCAGUCCUCGCCCGCCCCAAGUACGCCAACACGGAGCUCGGCGAGAUUCUCACACAGCAGUACCCGCCCCUCUUUCACGCUGCCACCAACGUCCCCUCCUUUAUCAAUGCGCUCGCUCACGUGCCGAACCUCCGCCACCUCACCCUGCGCACGCCCGGCCAGGACCCCCGCGAGCGCUACCGUCGCGAUGCCGUAGACUAUGCCCUCAUCAGCCUGCGCAUCGCCCUCGAGAGAAAUCCCCUGACCGCCCUCUCGCAACUCUCCCUCGCCCACCUCCACCCGGCCGCCCUGCAGUACCUCAGGGCGGCUCCUGCCGCCUCGCUCGGCGCCCUGCCCUCCUCACCGCGCCGCUGGCGCCAGAUCCGCAAGCUUUCUCUCGCCGUCGAGAGUUGGGACUUUUCCGACACCUCGACCCCGGGCCGCGAUCACCUGCGCAUCAUGGACGACUACCUCCGCGCCAUGGCCCCCUCGCUCGAGAAGCUGUCCUUCACCUGGCUCGGCCUGCGUGGGCCCUGCCCCCUCGCACUGCCUGCCGAUCCCCUCUUCGCGGCCCCCUCCUCGCGCGCCAGCAGGAAGCUCUUCAACGAAGUCACCUCGCCCAUGUCCCCGCUGCCACCCGCCCCGGGCCGGCCCCCCAUUCACUUUCCCCGCCUGCGCCACAUGGGCGUCCGCAACGCGACUAUGCACGCACCGCAACUUGCUGGCCUCGUCGGCGCCCACAGUGCCACCGUGCGCGAGUUUGACUUUGAGGAUGUCCUGCUCGCCGACGGCGGGCGCUGGAGCGACGCCCUGGCGCCCCUCCACGGUUCGUCUUCCUGGUCGGCCGAGGGGCCGACGGGUGACGCUGACCGGUGGUCGAGGUCCUGGUCUGGCUCCGUGUGUGGGUCGAGUUCUGAGUCGUCACCUACCGGGAGCCUGCACAGCAUGCCGUCGCGGGAUGAUCUGCCCUCGACGCCGAGCGCUGCCGCUGCCGCCGCCUCGAGGGAGCUGCUCGCUUUUGACUUUGGCGAGGCUCUUGACGGGCUGGACUUCCUCGGCGAAGUCGGCGGCGAUGACGAAGAGAUCGACGAGAGAAGGAGGAGAGAGGACCUCGAGGCUGAUCUCGUCAGCGAGAUUGCCGCGGCCAGGGAGGCGAGCGCUGCCUUCACGACGAAGCUCAAGAAGAAGCGCAAGGUGCGUAGGAGAGUGGAUGAGGUCGUCGUCGAUCAGCUAGACGUCAAGACCAAGCAGAGCAGCCACCGACACCGGGGGCCCUCGGACGCCGAACAAGAGGUCGAAGCGCGCGACAAGCAGCAUCACCGCCGUCACGGCAGCCGUCACAGGAAAAAGCGACACGCCGAGGACGACAAGGAGAGCCGCCCCAGCCCCGGCCCCAGCCGCAGCAACAGCGACCGCUCAAUCCUCCGCAAGCAGCCGUCCAACAUGUCGUCGACGGCGCCCGAGGCGGAGUGCCACCGCCCUGCCGGCCCGGCCCGCACGCUGUCCAACAUUAGCGCCCCCAUCAUGGACACCACCCAGCAGCCGGUUCUCCUGCAGCCCACGACGUACGACCCCAACCGUCGCCACGCCGCCGACGUGGACCCCGACGAGGGCAUCUCCUCUGUCCAGCGCAACAUUGAGCAAGAGGAAGCCCACCGUGUGCUGGCCGAGGACGCCGCCGCGCGGUCGAGCGCGCUGCAGAAGGCAAAGGAAGCCGUGCUGCUCAAGCUCUCGGCGCAGUUCAGCAGCAGCAGCAAAAAGCACGUGCCCUCCCACGGGCCCGAUAGCUGCGCCAUGGCGGCACGUCUCAGGGAGGGCCUGUUCGGCAAGAGCUACGUCAGCGUGCUGCCUGACGCGCGGAGCAUGUCGAGCCAGUCGGCACUGGUGCCCCUGAUGUUUACGAGGUCAUGA
Verticillium nonalfalfae is the source of this 2244-nucleotide messenger RNA. RefSeq lists its product as uncharacterized. The coding region runs from base 1 to 2244 and encodes 747 amino acids. The record is from RefSeq and is a predicted model, not a curated record. Lineage: Eukaryota; Fungi; Ascomycota; Sordariomycetes; Glomerellales; Plectosphaerellaceae. The transcript has a single exon.